Octodon degus (degu) is the source of this 2118-nucleotide messenger RNA. It is a transcript of the gene Flacc1, whose product is annotated as amyotrophic lateral sclerosis 2 chromosome region 12. The coding region runs from base 401 to 1594 and encodes 397 amino acids. Gene Ontology annotation, cellular component: outer dense fiber; sperm fibrous sheath; cytoplasm. NCBI's taxonomy places the organism in Eukaryota, Metazoa, Chordata, Mammalia, Rodentia, Octodontidae. The transcript has 14 exons. The record is from RefSeq and is a predicted model, not a curated record.
GUCUGAGUGGAGAGCGUUUCCUUCUCCUCUUGUCUUUCAUUUCAGCACCAGGAGACGGAUUGGAUUUUCUUCAGAAAGUUCCCGUUCAUGCCAGUUCAGCUCUUGUGGAAGCCUUACACUAGAUUCCACAGAAAUCUGUCUCUAUACUACUCCUACUAUGGAUUUCUGCUUUGUUAUCUCCACCACUUGGGAUAACCACCAAAAUUCUGAGUUUUAGAACUUCUGAGUUUGACUUAAAAUGAAUUCACUUUCUUUGUAACAUUUUGGUUUCUUUCAAGACACUUGAUUUGGGAAGGAAUCACUUGAGAAAAAUAAAACUUCGGGCAAUCCAAGGGACAGCGCAACUCUCUGCUGUUAUUUUCCUGCCUCAGCGACAGCCAAAACGGUGGCUGGCCUGGCCAUGUACCGCAACCCUCUAGUCUACUGUACCUGCUGGGACCCCUGGGGCCUGGGGCCGAGACAGCUCAUCGAGACGCCCCAGCCGCCACGUAAGGCCUCCUGGCGCAGGUCCAAAGAGAGCAUCUAUCCUGGGAGGCAGGAGGAGAGACCAAAGUCACCUCAGGAGGUGAUCGAUGUGUCUCCUGGCUACCAGCUGGUUCGGAGUCGAGAGCAGAUCUCUGUCACCUUGGGGGAUGAGAUGUUCAGUAGGAAAAAGCAGCUGGAACCUGAGGGUGCAGAUGGAGUCAGUGUUCCCAGGGCCAGUGUCAUUCGUGACCUUGAAGAGCAGAUAUCAGAACUGACCACAAUAAUAGAACAAAUGAACAGAGACCACCAUGCUGCCCGGAAGUUGCUCUGUAAUGAAAUGGAACAGCGCCGUGAUGUGAUGAAGCGGAACUUUGAAGACAAGGCCAGGGAGCUUAGAAUGGCUCACAAGGCGGAGCUCAGCGAGUUAGAGAACUACUACAGAGAUGCACUGAAGGCCGAGAAAUCAGCAGCCCAAGGGAAGCUAGAGGAGAUGCAGAAGGAAUAUAAGUAUUUGAAGAACAUGUUUCAUAUGUAUCAGGACACCGUUCACGAUGAAAUGGAAGACAAGUGGUCCAAGCGGAAGGCAGAGUGGGAGGAGGGUGAAAAGAUAGAGCGAGAGAAGAUCCUGCUUCAGCAAAAAUACAAGAUGACAAGGCAGUUUGAAUUAGAGUCAGAAGAAGAAAAGAGGAGAAUGAGUGAAUCCUACAGUGCUACCUUUGAGAGCUUUGUGCGCGAGAAGGAGGAACUCUUGAAACAACAUGAAAAGGACACCGUGCAAUUACGAGAGAUGAGGAAAACCAAAGAGAUCAUAGAGGAAGAGUUGCAUGCACAAGCUCUCAUUCUGGAGUCACUCAACACAAACCUCCACCACACCCAGAUGGAACUCCAGAAAGAGAAAGCUGCAGCAGGAAACCUAGAGAAAAUACUGCAGAACAAGCUUGCUGAAGUUGAAGAGAAGUACAAGAGCACCAUACAGAAUCUCACAGAAGAAAACAACCGCCUAAGGCAAAAGGUAACUGCCCAGAAUGAAGAGAUUUAUGAAAGACAGCCUGAGAAGUUCACCUCCAUUACGCUUUGUGAGUGUGACUUGGGCCUGUUAGAAGACAGCAGCAAGCAAAGAGAAUCAUAAACAAAAGUUUGUUCUCCACACCUCAGAGGGUGGGGAGCCAGCCCUGCAGGCCGGCAACAACCUGGGACACUUUCUGGAGAAAAGCUCACAAUUAUGGAGUUCUUGGGUGGCUCAGUUUUUGUCAUAGUUGGCUUUCUUCCAAGAAGUUGUGAAUAUUAGAAUACUCAGUUGCAUGCCUUCUGUUGACUCUUGGGGAACAGAUGUUCUCUGUGCUAGAAGCUCUCUUGUGUGGGUACUAUUUUUCUUCCAGUUUCGCAUAUUUGAUGAAAAAGGAACUAUAGUCAUUUGAAAGGCUUCUUCCUCCUUAAGGCUGACCUUGUCUCAGGUUAUAAAUUUUGUCCUCCUGGGCAUUUAGCUAACAAGACAGAUAAUAGGUUAAUUUUAUCCUGGAGCUCUUCCUGCACACCUGUGCUGUCCUUAGAUGCUGCCCUGUAAGCCAUCGUCAGAACCCCAGAGCCCACAGCGAGGGAAAACAGUCACCUGACCCAAUGUGCUGGGGCCACCAAGGCAGCCUGGAGGGGGGG